CAAACUAGAAUACAAUGAAGAUAAUCUCAACAGAGAGGGCAUCUGAAGGCGGCUCUGAACAUUCUGAUUCCUUCCAAUUCGAUUUAACAUUCGAAUUCGACGCUCCCACAUGGGCUGAUAUAGCCGCUGAAGUAGAUGGGACGGGCUAUGAUGCCGAUGUCGACGAUGCAUGGUUCCGAGUCAACCAUCCACUGCACGAGCCUGUGAAUGGGCCUGCCAAACAGGCACCGUUGUUGGUGGGCUCUGCGCACUCUGACAAUGAGGUGGCGUCAACUGCUGGCGCAUCCAAGCCAAGCGUGUGUGACUCCAUCAAACUCAGGAACAAGCAGAUAACCAAAAGCAGGGCCUCCGAUAACAGCCUGGAGGAACUGGCUCAGCGAUUCCUGGACAUGUCGCGCAAAGAGAAGCAAGACACGCGUGCAUGCUCACAUCCGUCACUCGGUGACUUACCAGACGCCCACACCACCGAUGAUCACAACGUCAGCGAGGCCAAGGAGAGUGCAGCCAACACCGAGUUCAUUUUGAACGACCAUGCCGGCGACAAUGGGGAACAUGGGGGUGAACAUGUGUCUGACAGGCACAGGGCACAGGCACGGCCAGAUGAUGUGUUAUCAGAAGACAAAGACACACGUACAGACAUCGUCGCGGAGGCGCUGGCACCUGGGGCAAAGGUUGCAGAGGUACACCCACUGAGAGAUGCGCAGGAGGACGGGCUCGACCGUGAAGAAGCCUAUGAUUGUCUCGAGCGGCAUGCACAUGAGACCGGGGGUCCGGGAAAUGGUACCGAACAUCCCGUUAGUUUGCCCUGUGUGGAUGAUUCGGAAGAGGAAGGUGAGCCCGAUACUGGAGCUAAAAAGGACAGCCAUGCGGUGUACAAUCCCCCUGCACGACACCAUGGUGAUUUGUUGGACAACGAUGAGGAUGAUGAAGAUGGUACCAAGUCGGCUGGGAUUACUGAGCGCAGCCAAAUGGCGAAUCAAAACACCGGCCAUGGCACUGUAGACGUGAGCGAUAGCGAAGCUUGUGCUAAUAUAUCGCGGUAUUCGGAUGUAGAUUUGCAACACUCGGACGAUUUCGACAACGGUGAGCAUGUCGUAUAUUCCGAUAAUGAUGAGUAUCAUCGAGCUGGCAAAUUCGAUGAAUUGUCACAGCAGUCCGAUGUGUCCUUUGCGCACAAUUCGGACCUUGACGGUCCUUUUGAAGGACUAGAGGGCAGCGCGCCAGCAACCUUUGCGUACGAUUCGGACUUCGACGCACAUCAAGGGUUAGAGAGCAACGUAUCAGCGCGUGAGUGUGAGAGUGAGCAGGAGGAGAGUGAAGAGGAAGAUGAGGAUCUGAUGCUGCUGUGUGCCGAGCACAACACGCGGAUAGGCAAGCCGGAAGACGGGGAUGACCUUAUACUGGCCUUUGCCGAACACAACAGACGCGUGGCCGGCCAUGACCAUACCGACGAGCAUGCAGGAACUCGCGAUGCUCUAACAGAUCCGCGUGACGGUGAUGCGGUGCAAUACGCACCCACGCGUGGCUCUGGUUUCGAGCAUGGGCACGGCGCCGAUGAUACAGACAGCAAUGAUGAUUCGAUGCUACGGCUGAGUGAUGUGAAUGCCAUACCCGGGCGACCGUGCAGGGGAGUGUCAGGCCAGGGCCAGAGCCAUGUGGCGAUGGAACAUUCCCAUACAGUCCUAGAAGACCACAGGCACACGGGUGAUACUCACGCUAGUGUGCAGGUGAGUACCCAAGCGCUUCGAGAGGUCCACAUACACACAGGCACACAGGCAGGUAGGCGGAAUCAUAUAGGCGCGCGUUCGCCGCCCAGAGCGGUGCGUGGGGCGGUGAACUGUGUGACAGCAACACAUACGCCGCAGAAGCUCAUGGACCAAAGGUCUGAGCAGGGGCCUACUGCGGCACCCACCCACACACAGCUCACCACGAGCGUACCACCUAUCAACACGGCAUACACGCACAUGCACAUAACACACACACAUACACAGACACAGACACAUACGCAUACUCAGGCGGAUGUGGAAGGUACCGUGAGGAGCAGUACAGAGCGGCGUGGGGCGUCAUCGGUUGUUGGUGGUGAGCAGAACGGUGCGGAGAUUGAGGGCUUUGCGCAGACUGUGGCGGUUGCUGCAGCCGAGGUGAUCACAUACGUACCCCGGCGCAAGAAGAAGUCCAUCUCAGCCAAGCGAAAGAAACAUGUGGACACGGCCGCUCAAGCGACGGCCAGAACGAACGGUAAACAGUCAGGCACACACGCACCACAUGGGCGGGAUGCAGACGUGAACGUGCAUGCGCUACCAGAAAAGGUGUCACAAGCGAUAUCAGCAACGCACUCCCUCAGUCCGAUUGGGCCAGGGACACGGUCACGUGCACUGCCUCUGACUCCCAGUCAGUCGUCUGACGAGCGGUUUAUGCAAAGCGGACAGCCUCUGGCGCCGUUAGCGUCCAACCCAGCUGCGACAGUGGAGAACUCGUCUCGCGUGCAGACAGCUACCACUCCGACGGACCAAUACUCGACCGCACACGCUGCUACAGCAUCACACACACUCAACAGCACUACUAUAACGAACCAGUUGUCAUCCAGCCACGCUAAUAUGGAGGCGUGUAGCGAUGCAAAUAGCACACACAGCUCCCUUGCACACAACAUGCUCUCCGCCGAGCGAGUCCGUCGACAGCUCCCUAUGUCUGUGCUCAGCACAGGGCUGGUGUGUCGCAAGAGACCCAAGAAACGACGCAUAGUGCGCUCGGCCGAUUCAGCCCAGGGUCUUGCGGACGCUCACCAAGCUCAGCCCCACUCAACACAGCACCGACUAUUCACACUGUCGCCCAAUAGAAGGACGGAUUUAAACAGUCUCAGCACGUCGCGAGCCAAUCAGAAUCUGGGACAUGAGGGCUGCAGUAGUGCACACAUUAACACGACAAUCAGUGCCGUCAAUGCGGACACGGCGCAUAUUCCAUACGCACCAAAUGACCUAGUCAAGAGAAAGCUACACUCCCCUGGGCGUGUGUCGCCUAUUCGGUCUGGCUCAGGAUUAUCCACGCGUGUAGAAAGUCAUGGUAUGCCCGCCUGUGCAGAGAGCGGGCGCGUAGACUACGGCAGCGCCCCCAAUAAGUCAAAUAGUAGUUCAAAUAUAACACACGCCGGUUACCAACAGACGGAUGCAGAGAAAUUGGUUGUACAACGGAGAAAGGUGGCUCUAAAGACAAAGCACAUGCCGUUGGUAUGGAACGAUACCGAUGAGAAGGCGUUACCAGCACCCUUGGCCGUAGCACGACGGGGGACUGGCGCCGCAGGCCGUGGUGUGGGGCGUGGUGGCCUGAACGGAGUUAGUAGAACGUCGAAUGUACACAGUUUAGGCCAUGCAACCACAGAACAACGGUCGAAUCAGAGCCAAAAGACAUCGACUGCACACGGUUGCGGUGCUAGCAAUGUUAUGGGAAAUAAGGAUGAGAAUGGGGUCAGCAGGGCAGCGAAUGCCCACAGUUAUAGUGCCAGCAAUAUAUUGAGAAAUAAUUCUGAAAAUGGGAUCAAUGGGGCUGCAAACGUACAAAGUUAUAGUGUUAGUAACGUAGUGAGAAUGAAUGAUGAGAAUGGGGUUAAUGAGGCAGCGAAUGUACACGGUUAUAGUGUUAGUAAUGUAAUGAGAAUUAAUGAUGAGAAUAGUGUCAGUGAGGCAGCGAAUGCCCAGAAUGGCCUUGGUCGUUCUUGUGCCAAUGUGAGAAGGACGGGGCUAAGCACACAAGCAUCGGAAAACGUAGAGCCAGUAUAUACGGCCGUGAAUGGGACGGCGCACCAGGGACAAGCGGAAAAACAGGUUAUAGGGGAGAUAAAGAUGUGUAGGGGUAAGAAAGCAGAUGGAGAAUUUGGUACCAAUGUGCAUGCGAGUGCGAGCAAGCUGCUGAAAGGAGCGGACGGAAAGGCAUUCGCAUUGGACUGGAAAGACCCUGCUCUAGGCUCUACGCAUAAGGCCAUUCGAGGACCUUUAAGUAUAAGUAAUAUCAAUGUAAAUAAUAUAAGUAAUAUCGAUGUCAAGAAGGAGUUGGCCAGGGCCAGGAGACCCAGCAACAAACGGAGGACUGUGUUGUGUGAUCGGAUGGAUAAUGCGAGAAACAGCAACGUCCAGGUGAUGGACGUGACUAGGAAGGCCAGGCUGGACUUUUGCUCCGGAGAGACGACGCCGACUCUGGCCCGCGCCGAGACCACCACGCGAGUAACAGAUUUCGUGACGGUCGCGCGUGUCAAACGGAGGUGACCUAAGGGUUAUAAGCGACACGCUAAUUUAUGUCGCAAAAUAUAGAUGACCAAAUUAACCGUCAAUACGCGGGUCUAUCGGAAGCAAGACUAAAAAUUCCGAGUAUUAUUACACAUCGAUGGAAAUCGCAAAAUAAAGAUGUCCAAUGCAAGGUCUUUGCUAAUUUGGUACAGUUCAAGC
Messenger RNA from Sphaeroforma arctica JP610, 4436 nucleotides. RefSeq lists its product as hypothetical. The record is from RefSeq and is a predicted model, not a curated record. The transcript has 8 exons. NCBI's taxonomy places the organism in Eukaryota, Ichthyosporea, Ichthyophonida. Bases 15 to 4256 code for a protein of 1413 amino acids.